AUGGAUGAUCACCCGGGGGAUCUGCAUUGCUUUUAUUUGGAUUGCAUAUACACACGCGUUUUGGCGCCGGAAGAACCGAGGUUGCAAGGUUCCUGGGCGAAACGCGACGAUGAUGACGACUUUCUUUUUUGCUUUCUUUGGGACACAUAUAUACACCUGCUCAUUGGAUACUCAUCGCCCGAGGUCGGGUUCUCAGUAUUACACGGGCAUUUAGAUGGUGACCCUUUGGUCACCGUGCAAAACGAAAGCAAAUUAUUGGCCAGCAAGGCCGUCGAUAUCGGUUUCCCUGAAUAUUCCCAUGUCAAAACGUCCACCUCUUACUUCUCUCUAAUGCAGUAG
Messenger RNA from Colletotrichum lupini, 339 nucleotides. RefSeq lists its product as uncharacterized. NCBI's taxonomy places the organism in Eukaryota, Fungi, Ascomycota, Sordariomycetes, Glomerellales, Glomerellaceae. The record is from RefSeq and is a predicted model, not a curated record. Bases 1 to 339 code for a protein of 112 amino acids. The transcript is spliced from 3 exons.